GUAGGAACAUGUCGCCAGCUACAGUUCUACGGCACUGUUCAUGGAAAGCGCCUCAAAAAUCACUUGAUUCGUACUGUUGACGUCACUGGUGAACGACCCUGCCGGACUUUGUGCUACAUGGAACCAAACUGCGUCAGUUAUAACUUUAACAAAGUCACAAGGAAAUGUGAGCUGAAUAAUUCCACUUUAAGUGAAAGAGGGGGAAGAAUGGAGACAAAUCCUGAUUAUGUAUACUGUGAAGCUGAGGUACAAAUUAUCUACUUAAAGGAAAUAAGCUUACAGCCCAAGGAAAUAUUAAGGGAUGUCUGUUUUCUUUUCUUGUCCCAGAACGGAUGUGCGAAUAAACCUUGCAAGAACAAAGCAACCUGUCAAACCGGUUUUACAGGUAAAGGCUACCGCUGUUUGUGCCCUGCUGAAUUUGACGGGGAUCACUGUGAGAAUGGUAAGUUAUUGAAAAUAAUGGAUAAUUUGGAUUCACCACCAUUUUUCCAAGUUUCUUGCAAAAUACGCUGGAAUAACGUACAAAAUAAUCUUCGAAAAUUAAGGCUGAAAGGCAUGACUUAACUUUUUCGCCGUUUUGUAAGCGAUUUCAAGUUCCCAAAUAUCCCGACGCCUUGAAGUUUCAGACUUUCAGUGCAGUUUCUACUCGUUCUACAGUUCGAAUAUUUUUUACAGUUUUUACGUCAGUUUUUGUAUAGUCAAUUUGAAUGGGCAUAGAAAUAAACGGAUAAAAUAAAUGAAUCAUUUGACAUUUAAGAUAUCAUGUCCACGAAGUUGUGGAUCGAAUUCGGAAUUGAGAAAUGCUGGUGUGUGGCCAUUUUCAACCUGAGUCUUCUGUAUUUUUGUUUUCCGGAGUAGGUACCAACCAUGAAUUUCUCGUGUUUUUCCUCUGAUUAAUAUAGCCAUAGAUUGAUAACAAACUGUUUUUGUAGACAUUGACGAAUGUGCCAUAAAUACCCACAAGUGCGGUGCCAAUGCCAUCUGCAAUAAUACCAAGGGAGGAUACAACUGCACUUGUCAUCCGGGAUAUUAUGGAGAUGUAACGAAUUGUGAACCAGGUGAGAUGGCAGCAUUCGUAUCACGGCAAAUUAGAUGAUGCUUGACAAUUUGUGUUAUAACUUACUGCAUUACACACACACACACUCACUAUCUGUCUUCUCAUUGGCUAAGAGCCUACAGUUAAUUUUGAAAAUAAACGCAAUCUACAGAUUAUAUCUGCUAGCAGAUAGCUGACAAAUCUGUACGUUGCGCGUGUAAAAUAACUACUAGCUAGAUUCGGUUUUGUGAUAUCCGAAGUAAUCGACGCGACCAACCAACUGGAUGUACGACUUAUGACUCGCACGUUGAAGCAUCUUAGAAUCUCUAUUGAUAACCUUCCUUCUUUUAUUUUGUGACAGUUUCAUCGUGUAAAGAACUUUUUGACAAGAAAAUGUGAGUAAAAACUACCAAUUUAUAUUUUUUAGGUUAGCACGUAAAAUGACGAAAAAUGUCCCUGUUUUUUGACUCUGAGAGGUCGGGUAGGUCGGGUACUUCCGGGUGGCACCGUCCAGGUAUGAAAAUCCUGCAACCUAUCAAUUUUGGUUUAUCACGUGAUAUAUGCCAUUCAACUAUAGGUUAAUUGACAGCUGUCAAAAUGUAUCACCCACUGACCUGUAUCACAGAACUGUGUCUUGGGCUUGAGUACACUACUCAUCGAAAUGUAAUUUUUUUAAGGGCACCCGGCGACUUUUUUCUGUAAAAUAGCUGUUCGAAGGAGCAGAUAUUGCCUAGAAAUUUAUAAAGUUUGAGAAAAGCUAACAAUUUCGGGUUUACCGUUCUAUUCGACUAAAAUAUUCGGAGGUUUUCCAAUAGGUUAACAACGAUUUUCGAAGGUUGUGCUAUUCACAUUUUAAUACCAAGAUAUUGCGAUUAUUGUUAUUAAAAGGUCUCCUAAAACUUUCGGUAUAAAGACAAAACGUCCCCUUAUAUAAGUUUCUAAUGAAAGGAAGGCUCCUUCAUGUCCUUAAACUUUCGACCAGACCUAUAAGGGUAGCUAACACUUUCGGAUGAGACGAAAAAGUCACUUAUAACUUUCGUGAUGACCAAAGUUCCAAAAGACAUUCGAACAGAUAAAUAGUUUUUCGGGGCAGCUCCAAAUUAACCAAACAGGCUUCUAAAGCAUAGAGAAAACCAUCUGAGACACUUCUGGCGUAUUUGGAAACAGUCGGUCUUUUGGUGCCCCCGUUUAUUUCAACUGCAUUGGUUAAUUAAACUUUUCAAGUAAAUCAGAUGGUUUGUAUUUAACAGACCGGUCCCACUUUUAUGUUUGCUUAACUUAACAUUUUAGAAUGAUAAUUCCCAGUACAUAUGAUGGUGGUGUAGCCUCACACUCAGGCGUUUUCUGGGGAGCUCGUAUUUAGUCCCUUCCCACAAACCCCUGCUCAACCGAGAACAACAUUCCUUUCCCAUUGUUUUAUUCGCGUAUUAUUCGCGUGACCAAUCAACAGUUUUGAAAUAAAGUGUUAACAGGCUGAACACGACUCAUAAGCUCGUGGUAGUAUGAAAACGUGACCCUAGAGUUACCGUUUUCCUUCUUUUCUUUCCUUCGCUAAGGUUAUGAAGUGCACGGAGCAUACAAAAUCUGACUGAAUCUUACUUUUGCCACUCUGAGUCUAACGUUUAUUAGAGGUCAUAAAGCUUUCCCAGUAUUUCAUGCUGAUCGAGUAGUUAUUGUGUUACCCUGCGGUCAAGGUCAACUUCCAGAACUUGGAAAGUACCAUGUAAUUGGCUAAGCUUGGGAAAGGAAUGUUGUGCUCGGUUGAGCUGGCGUUUGUGGGGAAGGACGAAAUAGCGUGAAAGGCUAAUGGUGGUGGUGCCACAGGUGAAUCUUCAGAUACCUACAGUACAUAGAGACGUCUCUGGAGAGACAGAUUAGUAGUUGACGAACCAACCACUCGUUACUGGCAAUUGAACUGUAGAUUAUCGUCCUUGGAUCUUCUUUACAGUAUUAAGGUAUCUUGUUCCUUGCAGAUCAAACGAGAGCAAAGCCUAUCCACUGAUGUUAGGAGAUACUGUUUUUGACAUCUAUUGCAACAUGACCGUGGCCCCUACUGAAAAUGACACAUGCGGAGUUGGUGGAUGGACGCUAGUUUUGAAGAUUGAUGGAAAAAAUGUAUACGCACUUCCAAUAUUGCUCGUUUCUUUUUUAAAUCAAGAAACUGACUAUUAGUUAUUGUUUUGCUGAUGAUGAUGAUUAAUGAAAGGACGUACGGGUUUAAAGGGUCGCAGUGUAGAACCUCGAUUUAACCGCGACCCAACCGCGAUUUAACUUAUCCAUUGUUGUAAUUGUGACCUUGAAGUCAUUUAAGGCCACAAUGCNGAUUAGUAGUUGACGAACCAACCACUCGUUACUGGCAAUUGAACUGUAGAUUAUCGUCCUUGGAUCUUCUUUACAGUAUUAAGGUAUCUUGUUCCUUGCAGAUCAAACGAGAGCAAAGCCUAUCCACUGAUGUUAGGAGAUACUGUUUUUGACAUCUAUUGCAACAUGACCGUGGCCCCUACUGAAAAUGACACAUGCGGAGUUGGUGGAUGGACGCUAGUUUUGAAGAUUGAUGGAAAAAAUGUAUACGCACUUCCAAUAUUGCUCGUUUCUUUUUUAAAUCAAGAAACUGACUAUUAGUUAUUGUUUUGCUGAUGAUGAUGAUUAAUGAAAGGACGUACGGGUUUAAAGGGUCGCAGUGUAGAACCUCGAUUUAACCGCGACCCAACCGCGAUUUAACUUAUCCAUUGUUGUAAUUGUGACCUUGAAGUCAUUUAAGGCCACAAUGCCAUUAGACACCUUUCUGUUUCAAUUUUUAUCAUACAAAACCGUUGAUUCUCGUGGAUAACGAAACUCGUUAUAACAAAACUUAAUAACAUGCACUUCCCUCCGGAACUGAUUCCAGCGUUACAAAACGUGUGGAUGUGUGGCGCCCUUGUCUUUAUUAGACUUUUCUUUUGCACUGUGUGCGCUCUUGUCUGGUUCUUCAGGAAUCACAAAUUCACUUUAAAAAUAAUGCUCGGUAAUUGAAUGUAAUAAUCCUUGAUUCCUCUGAGAGUGUAAGAGUUGUUCCUUACCGUAGCUACGGAGGUAAAAAGUCGAAGAGAUUCAGAGUUUAUUGUCUCUUAAGAACUCCCAGUGUAGUCUUGUGAACUUAAAGACGCUUUUAACCAUUGCCGGAUGGUACGUUUGUGCAAUUGACGAUCAAAGGGUGAAUUCCAAAGAGUUCCCAUGAUUCGGUGAAUAACUUAACAUGAUACGGAACGUCUUUCUUUGUAACUGAUUUACCUCUGCUUAUUCUUUCUAUUUUUUCCUCUGAUAGGAUACAUGCUAUCAUUAAUCUCUUUUUUUGAAGGAGGAGGUUGUAGCCUAUAAUCUUUUCUUUCUAAUUACAUUUUUUCUAUUUCUCGUUCUUUUUAUAUCACAGAAAACGUUUCACUACAAUGCAGACAUUUGGAGCAACAAAGAAACCUUUAAUCAUAUUGGAGGAAAGACUGGGUUUGAUUCGCAAGAGACCAAGCUUCCCUCUUACUGGAACACAUCCUUCUCCAGGAUCUGCUUCGGUAUGAAGAUCGGUGACAACCAGCCCAAGUUUAUUGUUAUCAACAAGCGGGCGAACUCCUUGUACUCUUUGAUCUCUGAUGGGAAAUACCGCAGCACCUCACUGGGUCGUGAAACGUGGAAGUCGCUGAUUGGUUCUGAAGCCUCGUUGCAAGACAACUGUAACAGGGAAGGAUUUAACACCAAGAGUGACCGUGAAAAAGACAGCAAAGCAAGAAUCGGUAUCCUUUUUAACAAUGAAAACGAAUGCAAAUCCUGUGAUUCCAGGAUCGGGUUUGGUACUGGUGGAUAUCCCGACGACUCCAACACAUGUGGAAAUGAAGCACUAUUUGCGCACGAGGCUGAUAAUGGCGACAAGCACAUUAAGGCCAUGGGGUACAUCUUGGUGCAAUGA
This is a messenger RNA of Porites evermanni, 4973 nucleotides long. The record is from the annotation of a GenBank genome assembly. Lineage: Eukaryota; Metazoa; Cnidaria; Anthozoa; Scleractinia; Poritidae.